Syngnathus typhle (broad-nosed pipefish) is the source of this 2672-nucleotide messenger RNA. RefSeq lists its product as uncharacterized. Gene Ontology annotation, cellular component: cytoskeleton; cytoplasmic side of apical plasma membrane. The transcript has 14 exons. Gene Ontology annotation, biological process: positive regulation of hippo signaling. The record is from RefSeq and is a predicted model, not a curated record. Lineage: Eukaryota; Metazoa; Chordata; Actinopteri; Syngnathiformes; Syngnathidae. The coding region runs from base 249 to 1991 and encodes 580 amino acids.
GUGGUUCCAUCUACACACGCUAUGGUUAGGGGUGUACAGUUCUGAUCAUCUUAGUGUAUGUAUUUAUCUCACAUUUUAAAAAAUAAUUUAAAAAAACAAUGUGUUUUAUCUUCAUCCGGAGCAAGCUCUGACGAAAAAUAUGAUACUCAUCUCCGAUAUGUGACGCCCGAUCUGACAUGGAUGAAGUGUCGUGGAUCAGCCAAGAGCUUUAAACACGGAUAGAGUUGUGAUUGUCACAAGGUGCCAAAAUGACCUCCUCUGUAAAGCAGCAGAGAAACAUUUGUGUUCUUCUCCCCAACAAAAACCAGCUGGAGAUCUCUAUUGGGCCAAAGGCCACGGGGCAAGACGUUUUCAAUGAGGCGGCAGAGUGUCUUGGCAUCAAAGAGAUGCACUUGUUUGGCCUCACAGUGGUGCGAGACAACGAGCACAUAUUUUUAGACAUGGAGGAGAAGUUGACCAAGUACCUACCCAAAGAAUGGAAGCAAGAGUCCGGAAAGGGUUUUGAGAAGAGAGCCUUUCCUCUUGUGCUGUGCAUCAAAGUCCAGUACUAUGUUGAGAAUGGCAGACUUAUUAGCGAACGCAAGGCACGCCAUCUCUACUACUCUGACUUGCGCGAGCGGGUGUUGCGCUCCGAAUGCCGUCAGCUGGAGGAGGUGUACUUCCAGCUAGCAGGUUACGCCAUGCAGGCUGACCUCGGGGACCACCAACUGCCCAAGGGGGGGGAAGAGUGUGUCCCUUACUUCGAACCCAAGGAGUACUUUCCUCCAUGGAUAAUAGCCAAGCGGGGACUGAACUAUCUCCUCUGCCAUGGCCCCAAAGUGCACCAGGACCUGUGGGGCAUGUCGUCACGUGAUGCCGUCCUCCACUUCAUCAGAGAGUCAUGUCGACUUGAGGACGUCCCAGUCACAUUUUACAGGCUGCAAAAGGACAAGAAGGAAGAGAGGGGAACGGCAGUACUCGGCCUGACCCUGAGAGGAAUGCAGGUUUAUCAGGAGGCGAACAACAUCAGACACCUGCUGUAUGACUUCCCCUGGUCCAAUGUGGGACGACUCACCUUCUUGGGAAAGAAAUUUGAGAUUCAGCCAGAUGGCUUACCAUCAGCCAGGAAGCUCGUUUACUACACUGGGUCGUCUUUCCGCUCGCGACACCUUCUCUUGCACCUGAGCCGCAGCCAUCGCAUUUACCUCAGCCUCCAGCCUGCCCUCAAGCACCUCCGCCAGUUAGAGGAGAAUGAAGAAAAAAAGCGUUACAGGGAGUCCUACAUCAGCGAUGAUCUGGAUUUGGACCCACCGGGCAGCGAGAGCAGCCCGGGUUUGUCCCGCAUUUCCACCGGCAGCUCGGGCAUAGAAGCUGACACUCGCCAACACAGCAUCUCCACCGAAAUGACCUCCAUGGAGGAGGAAGCGGAACAGAAGGCAGAGAAAUCUUCGUACUCCGCAGCCAGCCAAGUCAGCUCCUCCACGUCUGGCCUGGGCAGCGGCAGGAAAGCUCACACAGAAGAUGAGGAGUGGAAAGAGCAAGAAAUGAAGGCGGAUGUCAGACAGGAAGUUGUCGCGGAUUAUCCAGAUGAGAUGUUCCAGAUGGCUAAUCUUCUCGAUGAGCUGUCCGUAGAUUGCACACUCUUCUCUGAGACAAAAUCGGCAGAGAACAAAGUGUGCCUCCCAGAACAUCUCCUAAUAGGAGAUAAAAAUAGUAUCCAGGUAGUGGAAACUAGAUCGUAUGCUUCCGUGGACCGGCACAGCCAAAGUCUUGACGAUGUCAGUUUGUUCGCACCUCAGUCACCACUAGGGACCACACUGCCGGCCGAUUCUUCACACAGCUACACCUUCGGCCUCUCUGAGAACUCAGCGGAUGCAAAGACACCCGUGGCUCACGACUAUUACCCUUUUUUACAUUGCCAAGCCAAACCUUCCUUCUACGGCCACAGGUCUACCAAUUGCCUGUCACUGGACCUGUUAGAAGACGAAUACUUCCUGGAGUUCAUUCUGUGAAUUGGUUGUUUACGGAAUCUUAUUUUAUUUUAGUAUUUGGCCCAGGUGACAACAGUGGACAGCUCAUUUCUCAUGUAUGUUUAUUUUAGUCCUAUUACUCUGUGGAUGCCACAGUUUUUUUAUUCAGAAAAAAUCUUUGUGAUAUAUUUAUUGAUUUUUCUAUGUUUUGUACAUAUUGCUUGCAAAUGCAUUUCAGCUUCUACAUACAAAAAAACCCCUAAGCAUUUUGUCCUUUGUGCCGGCAAUCUCCUGAGAGGUUGACGUUAAGGGCAAAAUAAGUUUAUGUUGUGAUCUUUUGGUUAUUCAUCAAAUGGAAUCUCCAUUGGUAUUUGUUCACUUGGGCACUAUCGGAACAUUUGGAAUGUGCUUGUUUUAUGCUGAAAAUAUUCAAAAGUCACAGUGCCAACGAUAAUGCUUCUCUAACAUUUUACACUCAGUUUUUCUCCAGUGUGCUUGGUCAUCCUUCCAACUAUUCUGCCCCAGCAAAUGUAGCAUGUAGUGUGGGAGGAAAAAAAACUUCUUGACGGCUUGUAAACCAUUCAUUCAUUCCAAAGUCUCCACAUGGUCUUCUAUUGCUUUCACUUUUUCAACAGCAAUGUUUGCAAAUCACAAUCUAUUUCAGUAACAGUGACAUUUAUAAUGAAUCUGCAGUAUUUUUGUAUUAUAUAACCUUCAAACAAA